CUAACAAUAACACACAUUGAGAGUUGUGUAUAUGGAGGAUAGUAAAUAUGAAGUUGAAGAAUGUAGAGGUGUACUUAGGGUAUAUAGUGAUGGAACUAUACUAAGAUUAACUAAGCCAAGUUUUGAAGUUCCUAUACAUGAUGAUGGUUCAAUUCUUUGGAAAGAUGUUGUAUUUCAAGCCAUGUAUAAUCUUCAACUCCGGCUCUACAAGCCGGCUUCUCCUAUCUCCGCGGCUAAGCUCCCCGUCUUCUACUACAUUCACGGGGGUGGCUUUUGCAUUGGCUCUCGUGCGUGGCCUAACUGUCAGAACUAUUGUUUCAAGCUAGCUUCCGAGCUCCAAGCCGUGGUUAUCUCUCCUGACUAUCGGCUAGCUCCUGAGAACCGGCUCCCAGCCGCUAUUGAAGAUGGUUACGCGGCUGUGAAAUGGCUUCAGGACCAAGCCGUGUCUGACGAGCCAGACACGUGGCUUACGGAUGUUGCCGACUUUAGCCGAGUUUUUAUUUCGGGUGACUCGGCUGGUGGCAACAUCGCACAUAAUUUGGCAGUUCGGCUUCAAGCCGGCUCAGCUGAGCUGGAUCCAGUUCGAGUUAGGGGUUAUGUUUAUUUGCUUCCUUUCUUUGGAGGGACUAUAAGGACAAAAUUUGAAGCUGAGGGGCCUAAAGAUGCUUUCUUAAACAUUGAGCUCAUUGACAGAUUUUGGAGGCUAUCAAUACCAAUUGGAUCAACAACUGACCAUCCACUUGUGAACCCAUUUGGGCCUAACAGCCCAAAUUUGGAAAAAAUUAAUCUUGACCCAAUUCUUGUGCUUGUUGGAGGAUGUGAUCUUCUUAAAGAUAGAGCCAAAGAUUAUGCAAAUAAAUUGAAGAAUUAUGGAAAAAAUAUUGAAUAUGUGGAAUUUGAAGGACAACAACAUGGUUUUUUCACUAUUGAUCCUAAUUCAGAAUCUUCCAAGAAGUUGAUGCUCAUAAUCAAGAAGUUCAUUCAAGACAAUUCUUCUUAG
This is a messenger RNA of Solanum verrucosum, 1000 nucleotides long. Its product is annotated as probable carboxylesterase 15. The record is from RefSeq and is a predicted model, not a curated record. Gene Ontology annotation, molecular function: hydrolase activity. Lineage: Eukaryota; Viridiplantae; Streptophyta; Magnoliopsida; Solanales; Solanaceae. The coding region runs from base 32 to 1000 and encodes 322 amino acids. The transcript has 2 exons.